UUCGAGAUCCCGAUUAGUUUUGGCAGCAACCUUUAGGGGGACCCGCCAUGGAUCCAGUACAGGCCUUUGCUGACCUGAUUGGCACUCCGCGCCCAGCCGCGACUUUCUUGCUAGCUAGUUUCGCCUUCGUGCCUAUCGCUUGGCUUCACAGAUUCGUCUCCUCGCCUACACUCCGCCACUUGUACUGCACAGUAACGGGACUGAUAUUAUCGGCGUGCGUAUUCGGAUGGACUGCCGACGCGCAUUUCUUCGCGUGCAUCGUCUAUUCCAUAGCCGUCAUGCGCCUGUUCCGGAGGCAAUGCGGCUUCCUGACAUUCCUGGGAACGUUCGCAUAUCUAAUCGGAUGCCACAUCAUCAUGCGCACUCACGAGACCCGCACGGAGGGCGUGCUCGACUGCACCGGCGCGCUCACCGUCCUCGCUACAAAGCUCACCGCCGUCGCGUAUAACUACCAGGACGGGCUCACGCUGCUCAAGGAGAAGGAUCAAGGCGCGAAGGCGAAGGACGCGCAGGAGAAGGAGGAGUUAACCGACGAGCAGAGGCGGCGCGAGGAGCGCAUGGAGCGUUCGCGAUUGGAGCGGCGAAAGGCGGCGCUGGUUACCAUGCCUUCGUUGCUGGAGCUGAUGGGGUACCUCUUCUGCUUCGGGCUGCACAUGACCGGCCCGUUCUUCGAAUUCAAGGCGUACGACGACUGGACCACGAAACAAGGGAUUUGGUCCCCCACGCUGAAGCAGCCGUCCGUCCUCCCGCCCUUCUUCCGCGCGUUCGUGCAGGGCAUCCUGGCGGCGCUCGUCUUCCUGCUGGUGUCCCCUUCCCUGGACCUCACGCGCAUCAGCGACCCCCUCAAGAACCGCGCCUACCCCUUCCAUCUGCGCUGGCUCUUCGCGCACCAGGCCAGCCUCGUCUGGCGCUUCCGCGCCUACAUCCUCUGGAGCAUCACAGAGGCCGCCAUGGUCAUUGGCGGGCUCGGCUUCACCGGCUGGGAGGCCGCCAAGGGGGAGGCUGUGAAGAGGGGAGGGGUGAAGGGGGAAGCAGCGGGGAAACAGCUGAAUGGGAAUGGGGAUGGGGAUGGGGAUGCGAGCAAACCGGAGGAUGAUAAGACCUGUGCAGCGCCUGUUGGGGAGGGCAAGGCGCUGUGGAGCCGGGCUCGGAAUGCAGACAUCUUGGGGUUCGAGUUUCCCAAGAGCUGCCUCGACUUCGCCACCACCUGGAACAUCAGCUACGGCCUCUGGCUGAGACUCUAUGUGUACGAGCGCAUGGUCCCCCCUGGCAGGAAGGCCAACUUCUUCCACAUGCUCGCCACCAUGUUCGUCAGCGCUGUCUCCCAUGGCCUGAAUUGGGGCGACUUCAUCUUCUUUGCCAACUGGGCGCUUGUUGUUGCCAGCUCUAAAGCCAUCUACCAGCUGACCAGUGGUAUCCCCAAGGGCACCAUCGCCCACCGCAUUGUGGCAGUGCUGCACACGCUCUACGGCAUCUUUGUGUGCAGCUACAUGGCCAGCGCCUUCUGUGUCAUGACACUAUCAGGCGCAUACUCGGCCUACAGUGGCAUGUACUACACCGGAACAAUCAUCCCCAUCUUUCUCAUUGUUUUGUCAAUGGUGUACAAGCCCCGUCGCCCAAAGCGUGUCAAGUCAGAGUAGCAUACGAGUAGGUAGCUUGACAUGGUAGACGCAUCUUUAGACAAGUUGGAAGCGUAGCCUGACACGGUAGAAGCAUCGUUGGACAAUGUAUGAGCAAGCAAAAACACGCAUGUAUCAUGCACAUCAAUGCAUUUUUUCAAGGAG
Closterium sp. NIES-67 is the source of this 1784-nucleotide messenger RNA. The record is from the annotation of a GenBank genome assembly. Lineage: Eukaryota; Viridiplantae; Streptophyta; Zygnematophyceae; Desmidiales; Closteriaceae.